Somion occarium is the source of this 6501-nucleotide messenger RNA. Lineage: Eukaryota; Fungi; Basidiomycota; Agaricomycetes; Polyporales; Cerrenaceae. The record is from the annotation of a GenBank genome assembly.
GUUGAUCUGGAUGUACAGUCGUAUUCAGUUUGCGAUGUGUGAGUUUUGUUUGAAACAGAACCGUCGCGAGUGGUGAUUGUACUGGUUCUAUAUAGCUCUAAUCGCUUGUCUUGCAUUGAUUGCGUACCGUAUUACUAUGAUUACAACCGAAAGCAAUUAGGAAGUGCCGUCUGAGAGCACUCUCUUCGGGGAGUUGCACUUUGUCGAGACCCGGUUCUCUGACCUCUCUCUCUCUCAUCUAUGUUAUUUGAAGCCCUGUACUGACUACGUUAAUGCUUAGAACCUUACGUAGGAGGUCAUUCUCAAAACUGGUAGAGGUCGGGUGCCAUCGUUCAUCUCAUAUAUAAUUACUCGUGUAGUAGGAUAGCUUUGUACGAAUCAUUAUAUAUCAUUAUCGAUUCUGUAACGCUACGUUCAGAGAACCACCAUAGACAUGAAACGUCGUUGCAGCACGCCUGAGUUAAGCACCAGGCUAAGAAGCGGAAUCGGGGUUAGGGUUUACAGGCGCAGGCGCAGGUGAACGCCGGCUGGGGCGGCAGACUCGUCACUUAUAAUCACUCUUCCAGUUACUCUCAUCAUCCACGUCCACUUGUGUAGGAGAUGGCACAAUGGGGACAAGGAUACCAGUACCCAAUGCAGACAGGGUUUAACUCCCAACCACAGUUUCAACAGCAAGGAUUUCCGCAGGGAGGAAUAGCUCCGCAGCCAACUGGCUUUCCCGGACAGCAGCAACAACGCUUGCAGCCCCAGCCUACAGGCUUUAUAGGUGGCCCUCAGGGCUAUCAGCAGCCUCAGCAAACAGGGUUUUCUUCAGGAUUAGUACCGCAACAGACAGGGUUCCAACCACAGCCCACUGGAUUCCAAGGAAGCAACUUCCAGCAGCGUCCACCACCAGUUCCACCUAUUCCGUCACAGUUCCAACAGCCACAACAGCCGCAGAAUGUGACUGGUGGUAGUUUCCUACAGGCUCAGUCGCAGCCGAGUCGUUUCAUAACACCAUCUCCUGGUCCUCUCACUGCUCAACAAACUGGAUAUGGAGGCGGUUUUGGUGGUGGACUGCGACCGCUUGUACCUCAAGUGACAGGCUUCAUCGAUCCUCGUCUUCAGAUGAUGUCGAGUACGUUCCUGCCUGCCAAUCCUUCGAUGCCGUACAACCCCGCUGGCGCGCCUCAGCUUCAACAACAGCAGAACCUUCAGCAAUCAUUCAUGCAACAUAAUCAAGCACAGAGAGGUACUGCUGCACCAAAGAUUCCAUGGGCGUUGAGCAAAGCAGAGAAGAAGAGCUAUGAUCAGAUUUUCCGAGCUUGGGACACUAAGAACGAGGGGUUCAUUUCAGGACAGACUGCGCUGGAGGUCUUCGGUCAGAGUGGUCUUGAUAAGAACGACCUUGCGAAGAUUUGGUCUCUGGCUGAUCAGGAUAACCGAGGAAAGCUCAAUUUGCCCGAGUUCCAUGUUGCAAUGGGCCUCAUCUACCGACGUCUCAACGGCAACCCGAUUCCUGAGGAGCUACCAGAGGAGCUAGUUCCUCCAUCCCAUCGCGACCUCGAUGCUUCAGUGAAUAUUCUCAAGGACAUUCUCAAACACGACACUCGUGCCCGCUCACCCGGUUUCGAUUCUUCGUCACCUGUCUCGAAGCUGAAGGACCGGUCAUUCAACGGUUCUUCUGCCCUCGGCUCAGGCAGUCGGCAAGAUGCAACUGUGUACAAGUAUUCUGACGAAUCUCCUCCUGGUGGUUUCUACACCCCUCGUUCUCGUCACGUUGACCGCAGUGCUAUUCGAACUGCGAGCGAGAGCGCGAGUCCUGCUGCGGAUUUAGAUGACAUGAAGCGUCAGCUUGAAAACACGGCCAAGAUGCUCGAUCGAUCAGCAGAGGAAAGUGCUUCGAAAACUGCUGAGGAUGAAGCAUUGGAGAGGGAGAUGUCCGACGUUAGGUAUCGAAUCAAGCGAAUUCAGGAGGAUCUGGACUAUGUUUCGCGUGGUCCUAGGUCGACUGCAAAGGACGAGGAGAGGCGGCGGUUGGAACGAGAGUUGCUUAGCUUGAUGCAUGAGCGGGUUCCCGAGCUCGAGCGUAAAAUCAAGGAUCGCGAGGAGAGGAAGAAACGUGAGCAGAGGGAGUGGGACCGGGACCGUGAUCGUCGUAAUGAGCGGUUCGGCAGAUUCGGUGACCGAGACCGUGACGACCACUAUUCGCGAUACGACGACCGCGAAAGGGACAGGGACCACGAGCGCGACAGAGACUACCGGUCGUAUGACAGGGAAGACCGAGACCGCGACCGCGAUUAUGAACGGGACAGAGAUCGUGACUACGACAGGGACAGACCGUACUCUCGCAACAGGGAUAGGGAUUACGACAGACCUCGCAGCCCACCAAGAACUCGUUCACCUGCUCGUUCACCCGCUCCUCCGACACCUGUGCCAUCUGCUCCUCCUGCCCGUGCUCCUCCUACCCCUGCACCCGCCUCGCCUAGCACUGCAGCGCCUUCGACCAAGAAUAUGACGCCGGAGGAACGCAAAGCUUUCAUUCAGGCUGAAGCGCAAAGAAAGCUGAGAGAGCGUAUGGCUGCUUUGGGCGUUGUGUCUACUGCGACUCCCUCUCCGAAGUUGGAUACGACCGUCGAGGAUCGGCUGGCCAAGGAGAAGAAGGAAGCUGAAGAGAAGGCUAAGGCUGCAGAGAAGGAGGCGGAGGACAGGGAGAGGCUCAGGCGUGAACGUUUGCAAAGGGAUGGUGUCCCUUCGCCUACUUCACCAGACGCAACGACAACUGCCGCCGUCCUAGCCACACCGGCUGCUGCACCUAAACCUCCUCCACCAGCGCCGAAAGCCAGGGCACCUGCUCCUCCACCUCCCCGGAAAGCACCUGCACCUAAGCCACCUGUUGCUCGUGUUGCACUUCCCGCACCGACGCUCCCUGCGCUAAUCGCGCCUGCCGCUCCUCCAGCUCCUCCACCCGCACCUAUUCAACCGGAAAUUGAUGCCCAGGAAGAAGAACUACGGGCGCGUGAGGCGGCUUUGCGCAAAGCACGCGAAGAGCGUUUGGAGAGAUUGCGCCAGAUGGAGAGGGAGGAAGAAGAGGCCGCACGUCGAUUGGAAGAGGAAUAUAAGGCAAGGAGGGCACAGUUUACUAUUUCUCCUGUUCCUCCUACUCCUCCCGCUGCUGUCCUUGCAGCUCCGCCGCCGCCGCCGCCACCGCCAGCUGCUGUGGUCUCUCCUCCUCCAGUCACUCCCACAUUACCCCCUCCUGCACCUCCCGCACCUCCCGCACCACCUGCAGCUCCUGCACCCCCAGCAGCCUUGGUUUCUCCUCCUGUGGAUAAGGCGAAAACCAACCCGUUCAGCAAGUUGUUACAAGAAGGUGGAUCGACAGCGACAACUCCUUCGGCUGCGCCAGUGAAUGGCAGUACCAACCCCUUCUUUAAGAGCCAGCCUUCGAUAUCUUCACCGCCUCCUGCCCCUUCGAUCCCUCCCGCCAGAAGCCCUGCUCCUCCUGCAGUGAAGACAUCUUACCACACUGCACCUGCUGAGAGCGAGGAUGAGUGGGAUGAUAUUCGCGAGAAGGAAGAUGAGGAAAGCAGCGAGGAUGAAUUGGAUUCCUCCCGUGACACGCGCAAUAGGUUAGCUCAACAACUAUUUGGCAGUAUCAUGCCUCCUUCGAGACCUCAAUCUGCUGCAGCUGGACCAUCUGCACCUUCCCCUCCUGCUGCUCCUGUUGCACCUCCCCCUCCGCCAUCUGCUCCCCCUGCACCUACUGCACCUGCACCUCCUCCCGCCCCGAGUGCUCCUGUACCUCCACCUGCCCCACCUGCACCCGCAGCGCCGGCUGCUCUUGUUGGUACUCCUGCUCCUCCCGGUAAUCGCAAUGCCCUUCUCAGCGCAAUCCAAGCUGGUGCAAGGUUGAAGCACGCGCAGACCAAUGACCGGAGCGCUGCUCCUAUUUCGGGCAGGGUUCUCGGUGGUGACACCGCACCACCAGAACAUACCAGUGCUGUGCCUAGGGCACCUUCUCCUCCUGCACCUCCGCCUGUGACACAGCCUGUACUACAGUUACCGUCGAUGUCGGCUGGUGGAAGCACGGGGUCGAGAACCAGUAAUCGGGAAUCGGUUGAUUGGUAUGCUGGUCUGGCUGCAGAUAAUGGAAUUAUUCAGACCUCUCAAGAACAUCUUCCUGCUAUGGCUGAAGAAGAGGAGGAACCUGCAACCCCUGUGCCUCAGAUUCACGUUGACGCUGCUCAAGAGGCCGAUCCCAUGGAGGAUGUUGACCGCUCAGUUGAGUACCGAGUACGUACAUUAUAUGCAUACGAAGCUCAGCGAUCCGAGGAACUGUCUUUCGACAGAAACCAUGUGGUGCUCGCUCAUCCAUCUAAAUCGGGAGGCGACUGGUGGUAUGGUACUCUCUUGCAGGAGGGCAAGUCCGGCUUUUUCCCAAGCACUUAUGUUCAGAAAUAUGAGACAUUUAGAGCCAAAGCCUUAUACUCUUAUGCCGGUGGCAACUCCGACGAGUUGUCGUUCGAAGAAGGUGACGACCUCAGCAUCAUUGGCAAGAUCGAUGCAGAUUGGUGGGAGACUGAGAAGGAUGGUGUUGUGUUCGUGGUUCCUGCCGCUUAUUUGGAAACUGUUGAGGACUCCUUUUUAACACCUCGCCCAAUACCACCGGCUGAUGAUACCCACUUUGCGACCGUCGAGGAAUCGUCAAGGGGCCAAGUUAAUCUUCCAACCCCAUCUUUCAGUAAUGAUCGCGAAGACGUGGAGGAGACUGAUGAGUACGAUUCAGACGACGACUCCUUCACCACGGCUUCGGAAUCUCCAUCAUCGGAAGUUGAAGAGUUAACUGAGGAACAACGGAAGAUUGAACAUGAGGCUCGUGAGGCGGAGCGUCGAAGGGUAUUGGAAGCAGCAGGUCUCAUCAUCAAGUCUGAUAAAAAGCCACCUCCAAGACCUAUGAGAACUCGAAGCCGACGUCGACACCGUGCUCCGCCAGCAGUCCCUAAGAGGGCUAAACGUUCUAUUCACACCCUGAAAGAGCUACCGUCAGUGCCGGAACCUAGUACCGUGGAUAACUCUCUACGCUUGGACGAUGCUUUCGAACGGUAUGAAGCGUACAAGCAGAGCCAGGCCAACGUCAACCGCCUAUCUGUGGCUUCCAUGGACUCGACAAGCAUGCCAGCUAGUCCAUCGCUUUCUCAUAGUGGUGGCAUCCCUCCUCGAAGCCCUUCUGCCGACGUGGAAGGUCGAUCACACUCUCACUUUUUGCAUUUCUUCGGUCGUAGGACUCCAGCUAACGAUGGGGAGACUCGUGUAAUGCCAGUUAUCUCGGCUCCCAUAUUGCAGAAGGAUCCAAGUGCUUCUCCUGAGGUGGAUAACGAAUUUGGAACGUCUUGGGCUAGUCUCGUGGACAAAUCAGCGUUGCAGGACAUUCCUCCAAAAGAGCGUCGUCGUCAGGAGGCGAUUUUUGAGCUAGUUGCGACAGAAGCAACUUAUGUUCGGGACCUUCAGCUCAUUGUCGAGGUUUUCUACCGUAGCCUCCUCCCUCUGCUGGAUCAGAAGGCUAUCACCGUCAUCUUCGCCAACGUGGAAGACAUUCUUUUGACGAACACUUCGUUCUUGAGCUCGCUAGAAGAUCGACAAAAAGAGUGUCGCCUUUAUAUUGACAAGAUCGGUGACAUACUGAAGAAUAACAUGUCCAACAUGGCUGUAUAUAUGGAGUACUGCGUAAACCAAGCCACAGCCAUCAAAGUCCUUCAGUCUCUGAGAGAAGGUAGACCUGAUUUGGCAGCACAGCUGCAGCGCCUUCGUGACGACCCUGCUGUCCGUAACUUGGACCUUUCCAGUUAUCUCCUCGCACCAAUGCAACGACUAACCCGGUAUCCACUCCUUAUCAAACAAGUUAUCCACUACACAGAGCUGGCGGAGGAUCGCAAACAAUGCGAACGCGCACUCGACAUGGCGGAAAGGAUUUUGAGUCAUAUCAACGAGACCAUUCGCGAGCAAGAAGGCAGGGAACGAUUAAGACUUAUCUCAAAUAACUUGUGGAUUGGUCAAGGCCGUUUGGACUUGACCGAGCCAACGCGCAAUAUGGGGGCUCGGAAACUACUCAAGGAAGGAAUAUUGACGAAGGCAAAGAGUGGUCGCAAGCUGCGGGCUUUCUUAUGCAGUGAUAUUCUCGUCCUCACUGAUGAGACUGGCAAAUCUCUCUAUCGCAUGCCAAUUCCAUUAUCCGAGCUGCAGGUAACGGAAUACUCGGGAAACCGAGACGACUUGGCGUUUCAGCUGUCACUUGCAUACCCGCGAGGAGGUGAAAAGAUCGGACUUCGUGCAACUUCUGCUCGGAAUUGUCAACUUUGGAUGCAGGCCAUCGAGAGGGUCAGCAAGGGCUUGGCUGAUUGGUACGGACAUGAUAUGAACACUCUUUUGCUAUUUUACUGGAACACUUGAUUUUGAAGGUACCCUAUGUCACGGCUGUCAAUUUUAGACUUUAAUAUAUGCAUGUUUCUUUGCUCUAUUAGU